AAAGCCCCUCGCAGCAACUACAUCACCGCUCCCUCAUCAUUCUACAUAAACUCGGCCACCUGUCAACCACAACUCCACAUUCCUCCACCCCAACAUCACAUCAUUCAACACACAUCAUCCGCAACCAUGACUACCGUCCACGUCGAGAACAUCUCUCAGCAGACCUCCGAGAAGGAGAUCCGCGACUUCUUCAGCUUCUGCGGCAAGAUCCAGAACCUCUCGGUGACGCCCACCAACGAGAACUCGCAGUCGGCGACGGUGACGUUCGAAAAGGAGACGGCGGCCAAGACAGCCCUGCUGCUGGACAACACGCAGCUGGGCCCGGCGCAGGUCCACGUCACGUCGGCGAAGAGCAUCGAGGAGAUUGCGGGCGACAAGGCGACGGACGAGGCCAAGGUCGAGAAGGAGAACAUUGACCAGGAGGACAAGCCGCGCGGCCGCAUCAUCGCCGAGUACCUCGCGCACGGCUACGUCAUCAGCGACAAGGCCAUCACGCAGGCGCUAGCACUCGACCAGCAGCACGGCGUGUCGUCGCGCUUCACGUCAACGCUCAAGUCGUUCGACCAGAAGUACAAGGCGACGGAGAAGGCGCAGGCCGUCGACUCCAAGUACGCCGUGACGGAGAAGGCGAUGCAGGGCUGGCGCGGCCUGAACUCGUACUUUGAGAAGGCGCUCGGCACCCCCACAGGCCAGAAGCUCCGCCAGUUCUACGAGCAGGGCAACAAGCAGGUCGUCGAUGUCCAUAACGAGGCCCGCUACCUCGCCGACCUCAAGAAGCAGCAGCAGCAGGAGAAGGCCGGCGUCCACCAGGAGCCCGGCUCUGACCGCACUACCUGCAACUGCGGCUCCAGCACCGAGAAGUGCCCCUGCCCUCCCGGCAAGUGCGGCUGCACCAGCUGCGCCAAGAACCCUGGUGAGCAGCAGCAGGCGUCCACCGGCGCCCCUAUCGACGCCAGCUCGGCUGCCCACUCCUCCUCCACCACCCAGCCCUCCGCUGCCUCCUAAACGGGGCAGUUUACUACACAGUUGAUUGAGAUACCAGAGGGUUGAGGAGUUGCGGUUGGGACGCAAAAAGAGGCGAGAUUAGAUUGAUGACGACGAGUCAAGUGAAGUGAGUGAGUGAGUGAGGGCUUUCACCUCUUGCUGCACCGAGCGAUGAUGGAUACCAGCAGAUUGCGUCUUUGGGUCUUUCUGCCUUUUUUCUUUCUUUCUCUGUUCUGUAGCGAUGACGAAAUGCAAGCUGGCGGUCCCACC
This is a messenger RNA of Aplosporella prunicola CBS 121167, 1254 nucleotides long. RefSeq lists its product as uncharacterized. The transcript is spliced from 2 exons. Lineage: Eukaryota; Fungi; Ascomycota; Dothideomycetes; Botryosphaeriales; Aplosporellaceae. Gene Ontology annotation, molecular function: RNA binding. The coding region runs from base 127 to 1005 and encodes 292 amino acids. The record is from RefSeq and is a predicted model, not a curated record.